CCCCCUGGGCCGGCCGAAAGGGGCGUCGCCGCCGCCACCAUCGCCAUGGCCGGUUGUUGUCAGUCCCUGGCAGCGGGUUAUGGCGACGGCGGUGAAUGAAUUCUCCGGGCGGCCGAGGGAAGAAGAAGGGCUCAGCCGGCUCCAGUUCCGCGCCUCCGACCGCCGGCCCCUCUCCCUCCUCGCCGCCCGGGCCGGCGCCCCCCGUGCCGCCGGCGGGGGCGGCGGCGGCGGCGUCCCCGCACAAGCGGAACCUGUACUACUUCUCGUACCCGCUCUUCGCCGCCUUCGCCCUGCUCCGCUUCGUCGCCUUCCAGCUCGGGCUGCUCUUCGCCUGGCUCUGCGAGCGCCUCUCCCGCGGCGCCCUCAUGGCCGCCAAGGGCAGCAGGGCCGGGGCCGGCGACGCGCCCGAGCCCGGCGGGGCGCCCGAGACGGUGCGGGCGUGCCACAAGCGGGCCUUCGAGUGCAUCUCCAUGGCUCUGCGCAUCGACGAGGACGAGACAGGACAAAAGGAACAAGCUGUUGAAUGGUAUAAGAAAGGAAUUGAAGAACUGGAAAAAGGAAUAGCUGUCUUAGUAAUUGGUCAAGGUGAUCAGUGUGAACGGGCUCGACGUCUCCAAUCUAAAAUGAUGACAAAUUUGGCAAUGGCCAAGGAUCGGUUGCAGCUUUUAGAGAAGCUGCAGGCAGUUUUGCAAAUUUCCAAGCCGCAAAUGGAGGUCUAUAAUGACAGUACUAACCUGGCAUGCCGCAAUGGACAUCUCCAGUCAGAAAGUGGAGCAGUUCCAAAAAAGAAGGACCCCCUAACACACACAAGUAAUUCCCUUCCUCGCUCAAAGACUGUUGCAAAAUCCGGAUCCACAGGCCUUUCAGGUCACCACAGAACGCCCAGCUACAGUGGGGUAUCAUCAUCUGUGUCUAGACCAGCACCUAAUCCUACACCUUCAGCUCACAAGGCUGCCCCUAAAAAUAGCAGAACCAAUAAGCCUUCUACUCCUACCACUGCUCCUCGAAAAAAGAAAGACACAAAGAUAUUUAGAAAUGUGGACAGCAAUCUUGCUAAUCUUAUCCUAAAUGAAGUUGUUGAUAGUGGGCCAGCUGUCAAAUUUGAUGAUAUCGCAGGGCAGGAACUGGCUAAACAAGCUUUGCAAGAAAUUGUUAUCCUUCCUUCUCUUAGACCUGAGCUAUUUACAGGUCUGAGAGCUCCCGCACGUGGUUUGUUGCUGUUUGGCCCACCAGGAAAUGGGAAGACAAUGUUGGCCAAAGCAGUUGCUGCAGAAUCAAAUGCUACUUUCUUUAACAUCAGUGCGGCGAGUCUGACUUCAAAAUAUGUGGGUGAAGGGGAGAAACUGGUGCGUGCUCUGUUUGCAGUAGCCAGAGAACUUCAACCUUCUAUAAUUUUUAUUGAUGAAGUUGAUAGCCUUUUGUGUGAAAGACGAGAAGGUGAACAUGAUGCUAGCAGGCGUCUAAAAACAGAAUUUUUAAUAGAAUUUGAUGGUGUGCAGUCUUCUGGAGAGGACAGAAUACUUGUGAUGGGAGCAACAAACAGGCCUCAGGAGCUUGAUGAUGCUGUUCUCAGACGCUUCACCAAACGGGUAUAUGUGUCUUUACCAAACGAGGAGACAAGACUGAUUUUGCUAAAAAAUCUUCUAAGCAAGCAAGGAAGUCCAUUAACCCAAAAAGAGUUGGCUCAACUAGCUAGAAUGACAGAUGGAUACUCUGGAAGUGACCUAACUGCAUUAGCGAAGGAUGCAGCACUAGGCCCCAUUCGAGAAUUAAAACCAGAACAGGUGAAGAACAUGUCUGCCAGUGAGAUGAGAAAUAUCAAGCUGUCAGAUUUCACAGAAUCUCUGAAGAAGAUCAAGCGCAGUUUGAGCCCUCAGACCCUGGAAGCGUACAUUCGCUGGAACAAGGACUUUGGAGAUACCACAGUGUGAGACACUACUUGAAGUGAAACACUGCUGCCUGGGGAGCAGCUGGUGCAGAAAACUGGGAAGCAGCCAGAGUUUACAGGACUUUACAGAUAUUUAAAUAUCUGCAUUAAAACUUGAGAUUAAGAGAAAAUUAUACAAUGUGAAAUGUGUUCAUCAUCAAAGCCUCCUUGCCAUUUAGUGAGGAUUUACACACUGUAAGAAAGAGCACAACAGGACUUGAGAUAAGUAAGAUUCCUAGCAAUCUGAUUCUGGUUUGAACAUUAAUAUAUGUAUAUUGUUUCUGCUACAGGGCUCUGAUGAUAUUGAUCAUUGGAGGAUCUUUCUCUAUGUUGUGUGUGUGUUUUUUUUGUUUUUAAUUUUGCCAUGACGUUGAUGAACAAUGAACUUGGAACAAUGAUGUUCAAUUUGAGGUUUGUAAACUGCAGUUCAUUUUUUUUGACUUUUUUUAUCCUUAAUGUGCCAAAUAAAACAAUUUCCCUGUGCAGAGUGGAAGAACAGCAUUGGGGAAUUACGAUUAUUAAAAUGUUACAAGUAGCUGGUCUGUUAUUAUUUGUCUUUUUGUUUUGUUGUAAUGUGACUGAGUUGUUCACAGGACAGGUUUAAAGAAGACCUUUGAUAGCAGAACAGCAAAAGACCCCAACCUUAUAAAACCAAUUCAAACUGCCUUUUAAAAGAAAAAUUACUAAAUAAAAGAAUAGACUGAGAUACUCAUUUA
This is a messenger RNA of Passer montanus (Eurasian tree sparrow), 2643 nucleotides long. RefSeq names its product spastin (gene SPAST). The coding region runs from base 96 to 1931 and encodes 611 amino acids. The transcript has 17 exons. Gene Ontology annotation, cellular component: microtubule cytoskeleton. Lineage: Eukaryota; Metazoa; Chordata; Aves; Passeriformes; Passeridae. The record is from RefSeq and is a predicted model, not a curated record. Gene Ontology annotation, molecular function: ATP hydrolysis activity; ATP binding; microtubule severing ATPase activity.